AUGGCUGCCAGGAGUGCUGAUGCUUUCUGCAUCGCCCACAUGCCCUUCUCCAGUAGUGCCAGGCAGCACUUACAAGGAGCCCUUGAAGUGGAAAGUGUUGAUCUAAACUGCCUUCAGAACAGCAACAACCACAACACACAGUGUUUUGGUGCUAAUAAACUCAUUGUGAGAAGAGGCCAGGCUUUUGCUUUCUAUCUGCAUUUCCAAAACCGGGCCUGGGAUGAUGACAAGGACAAGAUCACAUUCACAGUGGAGACAGGUAUCAAACCCUGUGAGUCUCUUGGGACAAAGAGCACCUUUCCAUUAGGUGGAUGUACAGAUCAAAGCCUCUGGAGUGCAUGCUACAAACACCAUGAUGAAAAAUGUCUCAGCAUCAAUCUGCUCUUGCCAGUGAAUGCCUGUGUGGGAUGCUACCUUCUGAACAUGUGCCUGGUAUCAUGUGAUCACACACAUUCCCAGCAUCUUGGAGAAUUUUAUGUCCUUUUUAACCCUUGGUGCUCCGAUGACUCUGUAUAUCUAGACAAUCAAGCCCACAGAGAAGAAUAUAUACUAAAUGAACAUGGGAUUGUAUUCCAAGGACUUUCCAAACACAUAACAUCUCAUGCAUGGCAUUUUGGACAGUUCCAGGAUGACAUUCUGGAGAUCUGUCUGAAAAUCCUGGACUCAAGUACAAACUUCCUGCGUGACCCUGGCAUGGACUGUUCCUGCCGUAAUGACCCAGCAUACAUUUGCAGAGUGUUGAACAAUAUGAUAUGUUGUCAUAAGAAGAAAAGCAUAAUGAAACUUCCACCCAACAAUAAUUACCUGCAGGGAGUCAAUCCUUUGAUGUGGAAUGGAAGUGUCCCUAUCCUUCGGCAGUGGCAUCACAACAAAUGUAAACCUGUCAAAUACGGACACUGUGGGACACUUGCUGCUCUGAUGUGUUCAGUUAUGCGGUGUUUGGGAAUCCCAAGCCGAGUUGUUACAGGCUUCUAUUGUUCUUUGAAUGCUGCUGACCCUCUCAUUGUCCAGGAGGUUUUCGACUUUACAGGAAAAACUGUAAAUGGCAAAGAACAUAUCUGGAGGUACCAUUGCUGGAAUGAAUCUUGGAUGGCCCGAAAAGACAUAAAUCAAUCUGGUGCUGACUGGCAAUAUCUGGAUCCAACACCUAUAGAGACUAGUAAAGGGUCAGUGUGCAGUGGUCCUAUUUGGGUCAAAAGCAUUAGAGAGGGAGAUGUGGAUACUGACUCUGAUGGUCCUCAUGUAUUUGGACUGCUAAAUGCAAGGAAUACUGCCUGGGUUUCCCAAGGCAGAGGUAAGAAGAUAAAACUUCAUUGUGAAACCUGGCCUUGUGGACAAUGCAUCAGCACCAAGAGUGCUGGUAGUGAUUUACGGGAGGAUAUCACUGAUGCUUACAAGUAUGAAUUAGGCUCUAUGCAGGAGAAAAAAGCUUUUUAUAAAGCCUGCAGAAAAAUUAAUUCUCGGUAUCUAAAUGCUCCCAAUUCUGAGAUAGACAAAGAUUUAGCAUCUCAAAGAAACAAAGGUCUGAAGGACACUGGGAUUACAAUGAAGUUUAAGAUGGCUAAUUGUCCCUUCUAUGGUCAAGAUGUACAAAUGAACUGGGUGCUUAAAAACUUGUGCAAUGAAGCCAAAGACAGGAAAUUCAACCUUUGUGCUCAGGCAAUGAUGUACAAUGGAUAUUCACUCGAUCAGUUUUGGAAAGACAGUGUACAUGUCACACUUGGCCCAAAGGAAGUAAAGACAAUCCUGAUAACAAUACCAUAUGACGACUAUGGAUCUUACCUUUGCGAUCAUAACAUUAUGAGGGUGGUCGCUGUCUCAAUGCCAGAACGGAAAGGAGAAGUCAUGAUGGGGGAGAGAGAUGUCUUAAUUGACAGCCUCCCUGUUAAGAUACAGAUUUUAGACCAUCCUCGGAUGAAUGCACCAUGCUCUGCAGAAGUCAUCUUCUCCAAUCCACUCAAAGAGGACCUGAAGAGCUGCAUGCUGCACCUAGAAGGUUAUGGGCUUAUCGGUGAACCAACAGCUACUGAAUUGGGAACACUGCCUGCUAAUCAUAUGGCACAAACUUGUGUGGAGUUUACUCUCUACAGAAAGGUACAGGCUCUUCUAAGGGCUAGCCACCCACCAAGCCAUGCCCGUCCCGCUAUUUCAUCAUCUGACGAUGAGGAGGAUGUUAAUUUCUCUGUCAUAAUUUUGAAGUGGCUGGAUGCUUUGGAAAGAGCCAAAGGGGCCUCAACGCAGUCCAAGAGUGGGAGCAAGCGGGUGUGGCCAGUUAGGGCUGCUUCUAAAAUGGCCUUCCGAAUGGAGGUUCUGAGACAUCUCUCUGCUCUUGAGUUUUUGACAGGUCCAGCUGCAGCCAUGCCUAGUACCAGCCAUGAGGAGGCCGAUGCUGAGGACGAUACGGUGCUUGAGGCUGAAGGGGAAGGAAUAGUGGAAGGCGGUCCAGUCGCCAUGGCAGUUGAACCUACAAUGCCUGAGGGUAAAUCUGCUUUGCCAUAG
Molecule: messenger RNA, 2499 nt
Organism: Eublepharis macularius
Lineage: Eukaryota; Metazoa; Chordata; Lepidosauria; Squamata; Eublepharidae
Product: protein-glutamine gamma-glutamyltransferase 5-like
Exons: 14
Coding region: 1-2499 (832 amino acids)
Biological process (GO): peptide cross-linking
Molecular function (GO): protein-glutamine gamma-glutamyltransferase activity
Source: RefSeq, a predicted model, not a curated record